Molecule: messenger RNA, 1172 nt
Organism: Talaromyces stipitatus ATCC 10500
Lineage: Eukaryota; Fungi; Ascomycota; Eurotiomycetes; Eurotiales; Trichocomaceae
Product: beta-lactamase
Exons: 3
Coding region: 105-1172 (355 amino acids)
Source: RefSeq, a predicted model, not a curated record
CUAUAGCACCGGAGGUCCGUGUCGAGCUCGGUAAUUUGAUGCUCAGCUGAGGAGGGGCAAUUGAUAUAUAAAUACCUAACUAGGUACCUAGCCCGACACAAGUCAUGGCAACAGUACACGGCACCACCACAGAAGCAUUCCAAGCCCUAAAACAGAUUCUCCAAAAGAAUCUGGACAACGGAGAUGAGAUCGGCGCAGCUAUCUAUGUCAGUCUCGACGGCAAACCCGUCGUCGAUUUAUGGGGUGGCUUUGCCGAUGAGAAACGUACCAGACCCUGGACGGAAGAUACCAUCGUCAAUGUCUGGUCAACCACCAAAACCGUCACUUCUCUGGCCGCAUUGAUCCUCGUGGAUCGAGGAUUACUAGACCUUGAUGCCCCCGUGGCCAAAUACUGGCCUGAAUUCGCUGCCAAUGGGAAGGAGAAGAUCCUUGUCCGCCAUGUCCUAUCUCAUACCUCUGGUGUAUCUGGCUGGGAUCAGCCAUUCCAGUAUUCAGAUAUCUACGAUCUGGAAAAUUCAACUGCUCGUCUAGCUGCGCAGGCGCCCUGGUGGGAACCCGGUACAGCAUCGGGCUAUCAUGCCGUCAACUACGGCCAUUUAGUAGGCGAGAUCGUGCGCCGAGUCUCUGGAAAAUCGCUGCGGGAGUUUAUCAAAGAUGAAAUCGCGCGCCCUCUAAAUGCGGAUUUCAGUCUGGGUGCACCAGCGUCUGAAUGGCAUCGCGUUGCGGAGAUCAUCCCUCCUGCACCCAUGGAUCCAGCUGCGUUUGCAAAGUUGGAUCCUCAGAGCGUUGCAGUCAAGACUCUCUCGCAGGGAAUAGACAGCGGCACUCUCCCAAAUACCUCCGAAUUCCGACGCGCAGAAAUCGGUGCUGUCAAUGGUACGACGAAUGCGAAAGCACUCGGCCUUCAAGCUGAUGGUACUGAUUUGGUGGCCUUUGUGCCCGCGCGUUGGGGCAUUGGAUUCGGACUGUCGCAUCCUGCUACUACGCCUUAUAUACCUGAGGGACGGGUGUUUUUCUGGUUUGGGUGGGGUGGUUCGUUUGUCAUUGUUGAUACAGAGAGCAAGUUGACUAUUACUUAUGUUAUGAAUAAAAUGGGUGAGGGGAUUAUAGGGAGUCCGCUGUCGAAGGAGUAUAUUGAAGCUGUCUAUGAGAUCGUGAAGGGGCUGAAGUAG